AUGAGCGCUAAAAAGAAUACAAAUCAAUUCGAAGAGGGUUCAGAGGAGGAUUAAAUCAAAAAGAAAGUAAAGAGAAAUGAAGAGCAAAAGAAAAGUAAUGAUUAGAAUGACGACGAAUUUGAAGUCGACUCGCAAUAAGAGGAAGACGAAGAAAUUGAAGAUGAUGGUAUCCAAACCUCUUCACAUUCCAGCAUAGAUUUAUAGGCUUACUUAGAACAAAGAGACUAAAUUCCUGAUAGUGAUGAUGAUGAAGAAGAUGAAGAUGACAAUAAAUAAAAACAAAAGAAAUAAGCUCAAACCAAAUAAAAAUAAUAGAAAGUAUCUAAGAAAAAGUAGGAUGAUGAUGAUGAUGAAGAUAGUGAUGAUGAUGAUGAUGAUGAUUUAGAGGGUGAAGAUGAUGAUGAUGAUGAUGAAGAAGAUGAAGAUGAAAAACCACCUUAAAAGAAAUAAAAAGUUUAAUAAUAAUAGAAGACAAAAAAAUAAUGAUGAUUUUUUCAUAAAAUCUAUUUAUGUAUUUUAAUAUU
This is a messenger RNA of Paramecium tetraurelia, 524 nucleotides long. RefSeq lists its product as uncharacterized. The record is from RefSeq and is a predicted model, not a curated record. The transcript has 2 exons. NCBI's taxonomy places the organism in Eukaryota, Ciliophora, Oligohymenophorea, Peniculida, Parameciidae.